This is a messenger RNA of Penicillium manginii, 726 nucleotides long. RefSeq lists its product as uncharacterized. Bases 1 to 726 code for a protein of 241 amino acids. The record is from RefSeq and is a predicted model, not a curated record. The transcript has a single exon. Gene Ontology annotation, cellular component: site of double-strand break. Lineage: Eukaryota; Fungi; Ascomycota; Eurotiomycetes; Eurotiales; Aspergillaceae.
AUGGAAGAGGUAGCCCCAGUCGAUAGCGACAUGAAACGAGAAGCCGAAGUGGUUCGACAAGUCCGUGAUACCGAGCCCGAAACAUCGCCAACCCUCGGCGCUACCGUUCCAUCCAAUUCGGCCGCCCAGGCAAUUCCAGAAAUGGAAUCAAUCUCGGAGAAGUCAGACAUGGCCAGCCCACCCACAAGCACCUUCAGCAAGCAGGCGAGUCGCAAUUCCGGCGGAGUCGAGUUCUGGAACUCUUUCGAUGGCCGCUAUCGUACUCCACCACCAAGUCGCGCACCAGGAGCAUCCGCCCAUGACGACGAUAUGGUCAUGGACAUGACUCCCUCCACAACAAUUGGGUCGACCACCGACUUCAAGCCCCGCUCGCGCUCAUCCACCCCGCAUGCACAAGGCACCGCGGGAAUUAACGAAAUCAAUCGCAAGCGACGCCGCGAGGACGACUUUGAUCCUAACCUCUUCAAACGCCGGGCCGUGUCACCGAGUGUGAGCGCCCAGAGCAGUCCAGUAAUGACCCACUCGUCGACCGUCGACACCGGGCCAAGUAUCUGGGGACCUCCGUCUAAACUUGGUCCCCCUUUCUCUGAACGGCCCAGCACAGACAAGCGCACGAGUCUGGACAAUGGCAAUCGCCCCAUUCCUCAUACGGGGACCCCCAAGCGAGUCGGUCUGCAGGGCAUGACCGAGGCGAGCGAUGGAUUUAUGAAUAUGAGCAUCGAAUAG